AUGAAAACUGCCACCAACAUCUAUAUCUUCAACCUGGCUCUGGCUGACGCACUGGUCCUGAUGACCCUCCCAUUCCAGGGUACUGACAUCAUCAUGGGAAUCUGGCCCUUCGGAAAUGCCUUGUGUAAAAUCGCCAUUGCCAUUGAUUACUACAACAUGUUCACUAGCACAUUCACCCUGACCAUGAUGAGCGUCGACCGGUACAUCGCCAUCUGCCCACCCGGUGAAGGCGCUUGA
This is a messenger RNA of Staurois parvus, 237 nucleotides long. NCBI's taxonomy places the organism in Eukaryota, Metazoa, Chordata, Amphibia, Anura, Ranidae. The record is from the annotation of a GenBank genome assembly.